CGGCUCGUGUGAUUUUGUGUUUUAGAUAAUCUAUUCAAAUUAUUGUGUUUUGUUGUAGUGUUUCAAGACUUAGUAUGCGUUUUAGAAUAUAUUUUUUAGUUGUCUAUGGAUUUAUUGAGAUCUAUGCAUAUACGAUGCCUGAAAUCGUACUUGACUUAAAACAUACCGGAUUUCAGAUAUCAGUUCCUGAUAAAGCUGGAAUAACAGAGGUUGUGUAUGUUAUUGAAAUAAAUGAUAUAUGUUCAACAAUAAUGGACUAUUUAAGUAAACCUCAAGAUAACAUGUGGUCGGCUCGUCAGCAAAACAUAACUCUCAAUAAUCACGACCGUGUUUCCGUUACCUUAAUGAUUGUCCAUAAUGACAGCAUAUAUUUGAAUACAGAAAAUUUUCGAAUAGAAAAUAGUAAACCCAAAAAAGUGAUCACAUCCAAUAUUAAAAAAAAUAGCAUUGAAGAUUUUAUUCCGGAAUGCGUGACAGCUCAUACUAACAAUCAAAACUGCCGAAAACCGCAGACUACUUCGACUACCGCAAUAGUUAAUUGCAUAGAUGACUUAAUAUUUGAAGAAAAUUUUGACAACACAGAUGAAGUUAACCUCUCUCGUUGGAGUUACGAUAUAUACAAUAAGAACAGUGAUAAUCGUAGUGUAGAAUUCGUGCUCUUCGAUAACUCAAAAAAGAACUGUUUCGUUAGUGAUGGUUGUUUAAACAUCGUGCCAACUGUAACCGAGAAAAUACGUGCCCAACCAAUUGAUCUAAGAAAAAAAUGUACGAGCAAUUUUAGAGAUGCCUGCUAUAUCAAUACCGAAAUAAUAAACGUAUUUUAUCCUGCUAUUAAUUCAUCACAAAUCAAUACGAAGAAUUUUUUUACUUUUAAAUAUGGACGCAUUGAUAUAAGGGCGAAAUUGCCGAUUGGAGAUUGGUUACUUCCAUAUAUAAUGCUGAAACCAGCAUACCCAUAUGAAGAUGAAAAUUCACAAAUUAGAAUAGCGUUUGCGCGAGGUAAUCAGAAUUUAUUAGACGAUUGCAAGUCAGGUAUUGACGGCAAGCAUUUAUAUGCUGGAAUAGUAUAUUGGAAAAACCAAAAACGUACAGAAAAUUUUAUGGAAUUUCUAGGUGAAAAUCACUUCGGUGAAAAUUUUCACAAUUACUCAAUAUCAUGGACGACUGAGAGUAUAUCUAUGUCUGUAGAUGGAAAGCAAUACGGAAUAAUCAAUGAAGGACUAGAGUAUUUCACUGGCGAGGUCUACAUUUCAAUUGGACUAUCUGCCGGUGGCUGGGAAGAAUACAGAAAAUCUGAAGAGUUAAUUUGGGGUCGGGAAGAUUCCAGAGCAAAUUAUCAUUUUUGGAACAAACGAGACGAAUGGAUCCCCUCCUGGAAGGAUAACGGUUCUAUGAAAAUUGAUUAUGUUAGAGUGUAUGCCAUAUAAAAAGAUAUUUUUUCUUGAUCUAACUAAUACUAUUGCAUGAGAUAAAAAAUAUCGAAAUAAAAAAUGUUUAAAAAGUUAUAUAUUUUUCAAACUUAUCCAACCGAUAUAUUCUUUAGAUAUAAUAAUCAAGAAAAUCGUUUUUAAAAUUAAAUCAAAUAAAUGCUCAUUAUUAUUUGUAGUUAGCUAAAAUUAUUUAUUAUUAUUAAUAAGUAGUUUAUAUUAAUUAGUAAGUAAAGAAGUAUAAGAGUAGAAUAGAAAAAUAGAAAUUGGACUUUCUGGAUUUAUUGAAAUGUGUAUUUUCUAUAUAUAUACACGCGGUUUAAUUUGUAAAAAAUUUCUGUUGAAAUAUCUCAAUAUCUCAAAAGUAGUUUAUUUAAAUAGUUGAAUAGCAAAUUUAUCUGGCUAUAUGAGUAGUACUUACUUCUCUCUCGAAUAUUUCUUUUAUAUUAACUGACUUCAUGGGAAGAAGUCUAAUUGACUUCUUGGAAAAAAAA
Teleopsis dalmanni is the source of this 1921-nucleotide messenger RNA. Its product is annotated as gram-negative bacteria-binding protein 2-like. The record is from RefSeq and is a predicted model, not a curated record. Gene Ontology annotation, biological process: carbohydrate metabolic process. NCBI's taxonomy places the organism in Eukaryota, Metazoa, Arthropoda, Insecta, Diptera, Diopsidae. Gene Ontology annotation, molecular function: hydrolase activity, hydrolyzing O-glycosyl compounds; carbohydrate binding.